ACGAGAUUAGAGCGCCUCAAGAGAAUCAUGAGGACAAACAGCUGCUUCCCAGUUGUUGUAUCAGGUGGAACAAAUUGAGAAAUGGGUUUGCUGAUGACGUCAUCGUUGCCUUUUGCAGCGAGCGCGAAAAUAGUCAAAGCUACUGAGCAGACCUCGUGCAGCAUGAUGGCUUUGGUAGCAGAGGAACACAUCUACGGGACGAACUCUUGUCACAAGGUCGUGUAUGACGGGCCGGGCUUGACACAAGUCGUGCAGCAUUAAAUACCCACUCUUCGAAGUAGUAAGAACCUUAAUGCUCUUCUUCCUACUCCUUCUAACGUGCCAGGCGUUGGCAGCAAUCGACCGACACGCACUAGUGUCACGGUACAAUCCCACCCGCAAUGCAUCCAGUCUCACCACGCCAAUGCAAGUAGGCAAUGGAAACUUCGCUUUCGGGGCCGAUGUUACAGGUCUCCAAACAUUCCAGCCAUUCGCCAUCAUGUCUUCGUGGGGGUGGAAAAACGACAGUUUGCCUCAAGGGGAGACGAUGAACGAUUUGAAUGACUAUCACGGUGUAAGCUGGUAUAACCACGGACGACUUGUCGAGUAUGAUUUUGGUGGAGAUGACAAGUUGAUUGAGCAAUGGCUCACAGCUAAUCCCAACCGCGUUAAUCUUGGGCGGGUGGGGCUGGUGUUUCGGUCGGCCGAGGGAGAGGUACUCAACGUGACGGAGAGUAACUUGACAGAUAUUCACCAGGAACUCGACCUCUGGACAGGAACGAUUACAAGCGGAUUCUCUUUUGGAGGAGAGCCGAUUACCGUGGCAACUACGUGUGCGCAAGACCGAGACACCAUUGGCAUCAGCAUCGAAUCUGUACUGUUGAGUGAUGGCCAGUUGGGUGUGUUCGUGGAUUAUCCGUGGAACGAUGGUUCGGCAGAAUUCAGCGCACCCUUUGUCGGAAACUGGAAUGUUCCUGCCAACCACACAACUUCGAUCAGUACUGAUGUCGAUGACCACAAUGCAGAGAUUACCCACACACUCAACGAAGCCUCGUUCGUCACUUCUUUUGACGGCGAUGCUUUCACUAUAUCCCGUGAUUCUCCCGACGCUCAUCGUUACACCAUCCUACCUAAAGACUCUACGUCGACCUUCCAAAUGGCAGUUUCCUAUGGCGUCGCAAGCCCAGACGAGACAAGUUAUGACAGCACGGUCAUUUCAUCGCGAACGACUUGGGACGCUUUUUGGUCACAAAGCGGUUUCAUCGACGUGUUUACGAAAUCUUCGGAUCCGAGAGCAGACGAGUUACAGAGAAGGAUCAUUCUGUCGCGGUAUUUGAUGCGUGUCAAUGAGGCGGGGGACACACCACCGCAGGAGUCCGGGCUAGUGAAUGAUGGCUGGUACGGCAAGUUCCACAUGGAGAUGUACUUUUGGCACGCGGCACACUGGGCACUCUGGAACAACUGGGAGCUGCUCAACCGAUCUACCAAUACCUACGCAAAAUUCCUGCCAUCCUCGAUAGCCAGAUCACAGCAGCAGCAACACUGGCCCUCCGGUGCACGAUGGCCAAAGAUGACCGACCCUUCAGGUCGUUCAUCCCCAGGUCAGAUAAAUAAUUUACUGAUCUGGCAGCAACCGCACCCGCUCAUAUUUGCGCAGUAUGAGUAUCGAGCAUCACCAACGAUGGAGACGCUGCGCAAGUGGGAAGAUGUGGUUCGGGAAACAGCCAACUGGAUGGCGGAUUUUGCGUGGUACAAUGCAUCUACAGGCGUCUAUGAUUUGGGGCCGCCCAUGUAUGUCGUCAGCGAGGACACAAGUCCCAAUGUGACAGUGAAUCCCGCGUUCGAAUUGGCAUAUUGGCGUUUGGGAUUGGGCUACGCCGAAGAAUGGAUGCAAAAUCUCGGUGCAGAGGUCCCGAAGAAUUGGACGGUAGUCAAAGACAAUCUGGCCGCACUUCCUGUUAACAACGGCACAUACAAGGUGUACGAAACACUUGAAAACGACUUUUGGACGGAUCCGGCGUAUACCAACGACCAUCCCGCGUUAGUGGGUCUAUAUGGAUGGCUUCCGGAGACAGAGGGUCUAAACCUAACAAUUGCGAAAGCGACGGCUGAUAAAGUGCGAGAGGAUUGGAAUGUGACGAACUGCUGGGGGUGGGAUUUCCCGAUGCUUGCAAUGUCAUCGGCGCGUAAUGGAGAUGCCGAGGAGGCCACUGAGUGGUUGUUGGACCCUCUUUUCAACUUCGACGACGUCGGGAUGCCGUUAGGUGGUGUACGUGUGCCUACACCGUAUUUCCCGGGCUCGGGUGGGCUCCUAUACGCUGUUGCGAUGAUGGCAGGUGGAUGGGAUGGUAGUGAAGGGAAUGCGAAUGCGCCAGGAUUUCCGAAGGACGGCUGGGUUGUUCGUUAUGAAGGUUUGAGUAAAGCAUUGUAGUCAACAAGCUCUUUUUGCGCCUCUUUAGAAAGUCCCAUGCGACCCCGCCAGUUCGAAGGAAGAAGUGGAGGAUUGUGUAUAGAGAAAGGUUUGGAGGCUAGUUCGAUGAUUUUGUCGACAGUCGUGGGU
Messenger RNA from Desarmillaria tabescens, 2539 nucleotides. Its product is annotated as Six-hairpin glycosidase-like protein. The record is from RefSeq and is a predicted model, not a curated record. The transcript is spliced from 5 exons. Gene Ontology annotation, biological process: carbohydrate metabolic process. The coding region runs from base 293 to 2410 and encodes 705 amino acids. Lineage: Eukaryota; Fungi; Basidiomycota; Agaricomycetes; Agaricales; Physalacriaceae.